AUGGCCAAUAUUUCUAAGCAUCCCAAAAUUUGUCUGCUUCUCCUCUAUUUGUUUUCUGCAGCAUUACUUGUACAAGGUGCCACAGGGUCCAGAAUUCAAAUGCAAUUUCCACAUCAUCAAAGAGGCUAUCAUAGUUUAUCAUCAGCAGGAGAGGAUUUAUAUUCAAGAAGAUCAUUGAUUGGAUCAGUGGCGCCUACUUGCACGUAUAAUGAAUGCAAAGGGUGCAAGUACAAGUGCAGAGCCGAGCAAGUUCCAGUCGAAGGGAAUGACCCAAUGAACAGUCCGUACCACUACAAAUGUGUGUGCCAUAGGUGA
Molecule: messenger RNA, 315 nt
Organism: Fraxinus pennsylvanica
Lineage: Eukaryota; Viridiplantae; Streptophyta; Magnoliopsida; Lamiales; Oleaceae
Source: the annotation of a GenBank genome assembly